Messenger RNA from Sander lucioperca (pikeperch), 766 nucleotides. RefSeq names its product troponin I, fast skeletal muscle-like. The record is from RefSeq and is a predicted model, not a curated record. The coding region runs from base 198 to 713 and encodes 171 amino acids. The transcript is spliced from 7 exons. Gene Ontology annotation, biological process: muscle contraction. Lineage: Eukaryota; Metazoa; Chordata; Actinopteri; Perciformes; Percidae. Gene Ontology annotation, cellular component: troponin complex.
AUUGGUCUGCCUGGGAAGCCAUUUCCAUAAAGAGGAUCUGGGCAAUUUGCUGAGGCAUCGCAACCCACCAUAUAUACCGUAUUUCAUUUUUCACUGUGUGGCUUUGGCAGUGUUUCUUUUCUUCCACAAGUGUGUGGUGGUCCUCCUCUUCUUCUUUUCCUCGUCUCGAUAGGUUGUGACGCGCAAAAAACGCCAAGAUGUCUGAGAAAAAGAUGACUUCGAGCCGCAGGCAUCACCUGAAGAGUCUGAUCCUGUCGAUCGCUGCAGGCUGGCUGGAGCAGGAGAAGAAGGACCUUGUCGUGGCCAAGGCGGCCUACAUGUCCGAGCACUGUCCCGCCCCGUCCAUGAGCGGAGACCAGGCCGCCCUCAUGGAUAUCUGCAAGAAGCUCAACGCCCAGAUCGACAAGAUUGAUGAGGAGAGGUACGACGCCGAGGCCAAAGUGCUGAAGUCCGACAAAGAGAUUGAAGACCUGAAGAUCAAAGUGGUGGAUCUGGCCGGAGUGAAGAAACCCGCCCUGAAGAAAGUGCGUAUGUCCGCUGACACCAUGCUGAAGGCUCUGCUGGGCUCCAAACACACGGUCAACAUGGACCUCAGGGCCAACCUGAAGCAGGUCAAGAAGGAGGUCAAAGAGGAGCCGCUUGAAGCUGCGGGCGACUGGCGUAAGAACGUGGAAGGAAAGGCUGACAGGAAGAAGAUGUUCGAGACUUCCUAAACGUAUCGCUGCUGUCUUUUUUGUUUGUUUAUAUGAACUCCACGUGUCUUAUA